This is a messenger RNA of Podarcis raffonei (Aeolian wall lizard), 4877 nucleotides long. RefSeq lists its product as uncharacterized. The record is from RefSeq and is a predicted model, not a curated record. The transcript has 11 exons. Lineage: Eukaryota; Metazoa; Chordata; Lepidosauria; Squamata; Lacertidae. The coding region runs from base 275 to 4534 and encodes 1419 amino acids.
CAGCCAGGGGCCCGCCGCGCACGCGCAGUACACCCCUCUCCGCGCGCCUGCGCGUGGCGCUCCGAGGGCGGUUGAGGCGGCGGCGGAAAGAGGCCUCGGCUGAGCUUGGUGGUGGUGUCUGCUGUGAAUUGCUGCAGAUUUGGCAUUUCCCUCUGUAGUGUCCUGCUCUGCAGCUUGUUCAGUUUAAGACCAAGUGAUCUCAGUGGUUGAACCCUGUUGCUUCUGACCAUUCUGCCACACUUCAUCCUUAAAUUGGUCAUAGGUGUAAUUAGCCAUGGUCAAGUCUAAAAAAAAGAAAAACCAACAGAAGAAGGGGAAUUUCCAGAAUUACAGGUGGGGACCUAGAGGAAAUAUGCCCCCAUGGAUGAGAGGUCCUUGCCCAGGUGACAUGUGGGGACCCAGAGGAAAUAUGCCCCCAUGGAUGGGAGGUCCUUGUCCAGAUGACACGUGGGGACCCGGAGGAGAUAUGCCCCCGUGGAUGGGAGGUCCUUGUCCAGAUGACACAUGGGGACCCGAAGGAGAUAUGACCCCAUGGACCGGAGGUCCUUGUCCAGAUGACACGUGGGGACCCGGAGGAGAUAUGCCCCCGUGGAUGGGAGGUCCUUGUCCAGAUGACACAUGGGGACCCGAAGGAGAUAUGACCCCAUGGACCGGAGGUCCUUGUCCAAAUGACACAUGGCAACCCAGAAAGAAACGCAGAAAAUAUAUGCAGCCAAAUAUGAGCGGCCCCUGUCCUAAUAUGUGUGAUCCUAAAGAGAGCAUGUCUUCAGGACCUAAUGCACCUGACCAAAGGCAGUGUAGGACUUUUGGAGGGCCAGGAAAGUCAUCUUCUGGGAUGGAAGGAUGUGGCACUAACAGUCAGGAGAAUGAUCCAUUGCCACCUGGUAAUUGUAGCUCAGAUCAGCCCCCUUCAGAAAAUGCUGCAGAUACUCAGAGGCAUUACACAGAAGAGAGUGCUGCAAGAAUUCUCUCAAACUUUGGCUUAUCUGCUAAAGAUUUGGAGGAAUUUGGCCACUAUUCAGAUGAUCAGCUGAAGCCUGAAAACAUGGCUAUGAUUCUGAGGGACAUCGUUGAGCGCAAGAAGGCUCGUCAGUUGCCCACUUCAUCUCAGGGCAAAGAAGAGGAAACCUCUGGCGGACAUGGUGGAUCUGAUUCCCUGAUGAAAACAGGACCUGGUGUACCGUCAGCAGCUCAAUCCGCAACAACACCUGCGGCUUCGUUGAUGCCUCAGUCUUCAGGAUCUCCAUCUCCGUCAAUGAUGAACGAUUAUCAUGCUGUGUCGCCAACAGUACUUCCACACGUGUGUUCUCUGUGUAAAAUAGAAUGUGCAGAUAUCACAGGCUGGAAUCUGCAUGUGCACACUGCUGAACACUCCGAGAAAUGUGAUGAGCUACGCCAACAGCAUCCUGAGUGGAAUCCAGAAGAAUGCUCUUCGUUACAGAGACAUGAAGGCGACAAGAAGGAAAAACAUAUUCCAAUACCAUGCUCUACCAGUUCUAACCCAAACACUUCACAGCACUCAAUUCCUGGCCAUGCCUCAAGUCAGACUCGGUCACGAUCUAUGAGCCCUGGGCCCAACAGCAAACGGUCACGAUCUAGGAGCCCCAGAUGUAGGUCCAGGUCUUCAGAGCGACCAAGCUCCCCCAGCUUGAGUUCUCAAAGCUCUUCUAGCCAGAAGAGAGAACUGAGAAAAUCAACUAGAUCUCCAGCGUCGUCUGCAGAAGCAGGAAGCUCCAGGGAACCUCCAUCCAAAUCUGAUGUGGCAGAACAACAACCCAACAAGUCGGAGCAUCCACUGCAGACAAAUCCCGGCCACCAGGAGCCGCCCAAGAAGGAGGCAGCAACGCAGGAACAAGGAGACCGGCAACCUCCAUCCAAAUCUGAUGUGGCAGAACAACCACCCAACAAGUCGGAGCAUCCACUGCAGACAAAUCCCGGCCAGCAGGAGCCGGCCAGGAUGGAGGCAGCAAUGGAGGAACAAGCAGACCGGCAACCUCCAGCCAAAUCUGAUGUGGCAGAACAACCACCCAGCAAGUCAGACCAUCCACUGCAGACAAAUCCCGGCCAUCAGGAGCUGCCCAAGAUGGAGGCAGCAACGCAGGAAGAAGGAGACUGGCAACCUCCAUCCAAAUCUGAUGUGGCAGAACAACCACCCAGCAAGUCAGACCAUCCACUGCAGACAAAUCCCGGCCAUCAGGAGCUGCCCAAGAUGGAGGCAGCAACGCAGGAAGAAGGAGACUGGCAACCUCCAUCCAAAUCUGAUGUGGCAGAACAACCACCCAGCAAGUCAGACCAUCCACUGCAGACAAAUCCCGGCCAUCAGGAGCUGCCCAAGAAGGAGGCAGCAACGCAGGAACAAGGAGACCAGCAAAAGGAGACCAGUAAGAAGACCAGGGCAAGGAAACGAGGAAAAAAGAGACCAGCCAAAUCUAAUGUGGCAAAACCUCCAGCCAAAUCUGAUGUGGCAGAACAACUACCCAACAAGUCUGACCAGCCACUGCAAACAAAUCCCGACCAUCAGGAGCUGCCCAAGAUGGAGGCAGCAACGCAGGAACAAGGAGACCGGCAACCUCCAUCCAAAUCUGAUGUGGCAGAACAACCACCCAGCAAGUCAGACCAUCCACUGCAGACAAAUCCCGGCCAUCAGGAGCUGCCCAAGAUGGAGGCAGCAACGCAGGAAGAAGGAGACCGGCAACCUCCAUCCAAAUCUGAUGUGGCAGAACAACCACCCAGCAAGUCAGACCAUCCACUGCAGACAAAUCCCGGCCAUCAGGAGCUGCCCAAGAUGGAGGCAGCAACGCAGGAAGAAGGAGACUGGCAACCUCCAUCCAAAUCUGAUGUGGCAGAACAACCACCCAGCAAGUCAGACCAUCCACUGCAGACAAAUCCCGGCCAUCAGGAGCUGCCCAAGAUGGAGGCAGCAACGCAGGAAGAAGGAGACUGGCAACCUCCAUCCAAAUCUGAUGUGGCAGAACAACCACCCAGCAAGUCAGACCAUCCACUGCAGACAAAUCCCGGCCACCAGGAGCUGCCCAAGAUGGAGGCAGCAACGCAGGAACAAGGAGACCGGCAACCUCCAGCCAAAUCUGAUGUGGCAGAGCUCCCACACAAGUCAGAGCAUCCGCUGCAGACAGACCCUGGCCAUCAGGAGCUGCCCAAGAAGGAGGCAGCAACGCAGGAACAAGGCGACCGGCAACGUGAAGAUCAGUUGCGCUCGUCGUUGACGCCUCUUGUAGAACAAAGUGUCAUGCAGGCCCUGUCGCUGCUGCAGCCUGGAGGCGCAGUGGGUGCUGGACUCACCCAAGGAACAAGCUUGCCCCCCGUUGUGCAGAUCGAUCCAGCAUCCCUUGUCUCCAUGAUGCAGCUGGUUGCAACACAGGUGGUGCAAGCUGCCUUAGCCUCCAAGGAGGCCUCAAGUGUGCGGGAAAGCCCAAGUGUGGCUGGCCCAAGCCCCCAGUUAAGUAUCCCUGCAGGAAGCGAAGAAAAGAAGCAGGAGAGCAGUCAGGAAGUCGUUCCUCCUUGCUCAGCAUGUGUGGAAAGAUCAGAGGCUUCAGGUAGUAAAGGGGACUUGUUCACCUCGACCUUGUUCACCGUGCCAUGGCUUCAGAAGGAAGAUGCAAGACCUCCGAAGCAGAAUCUUCCAGCGGAGAUACCUGCAGCAUGCGUGGAAAGAUCGGAGGCUUCAGGUAGCAAAGGGGACUUAACUCCCUCAACCUUGUUCACCGUGCCAUGGCUUCAGAAGAAGGAAGAUGCAAGACCUCCGAAGCAGAAUCUUCCAGCGGAGAUAUCUGCAGCAUGCGUGGAAAGAUCGGAGGCUUCAAGUAGUAAAGAGGACUUGUUCACCUCGACCUUGUUCACCGUGCCGUGGCUUCAGAAGGAAGAUGCAAGACCUCCGAAGCAGAAUCUUCCAGCGGAGAUACCUGCAGGAUUGGCCACCAAGAAGGUAUGGAUUUGCGGGCACAGCGUUGUGUAUUGGGCCGAAGUCCGCGCAGUUUCGUCCAGGUGGGGGAGCAACCUGGGCUUCCCCUCGAAUAUAGAGCUGUCGUGGAUCGGCCAGAGGGGAAUGAGGUGGCAUCAGCUCCUACCAUUGCUGACUGCUCGGAUCUCUACGGUGGGCCCACCUGAUAUCAUCAUCUUUCACCUGGGUGAGAACGAUGUGGGCGGACAAAAGAUUUAUGACCUAGUCAAGGCUAUCACUGAAGACUUGGAGACCUUGCACUUUCAAUACCCACGGAUCAGCCUCUGUUGGUCCGAGCUACUGGAGAGGCAGCGCUGGCCUAUUAUUCCGAGGCCUGGCACCCCGGAACCGCAGCAGGCAUCCGUGAACAAAUCAAGGGACAGAAUAAGGCAGAAAGUGAACAAAGGCAUAACGAACAAGGUGCAGCUGCUGGGUGGCUGGGUCAUCCGACACCCUGACAUCACAGUCAAACGAGAGGCCUUAUUCCGACAGGAUGGGGUAGACCUCUCCGAUGAGGGACUUGAUGUUUGGUUGACUGACCUGGUGGGAGGCCUAAAGUAUUGUUUUCAGAUGUGAGCGGUUUGGCGGCGAGCAUUUGCUUGAGGGCCAGUUGAUGCAUUGGAUAGGUGUAGUCUUGGAUUGAGGGGAGGCUGUAGCCUCUGCCUGCCCCUCCGGAAAAGGGAUCCGGGAGAGAUGCUUCUGCCCAGAUGCCCAGGUGGGGGCUAGGGCCAUAGCACUCCCCAGGUGCAAUCCAGCAAGGGAUUUACUCUUUGAUGCAGGUCAAGAACUUGCUCACUUCCAGUUGACCCCAAAUUAAGUCCUUCCGGCAGACGGGCCAGAAAUUGUUGGUUCUCCCUGAUGUCUAUGUGAAACCUCUUACACCAGUAGUUAAUAAAGCCAUGACCUGAUUUCACCCAAA